This is a messenger RNA of Bombina bombina (fire-bellied toad), 1361 nucleotides long. RefSeq names its product cytosolic iron-sulfur assembly component 1 (gene CIAO1). Bases 99 to 1040 code for a protein of 313 amino acids. Gene Ontology annotation, cellular component: cytosolic [4Fe-4S] assembly targeting complex. The record is from RefSeq and is a predicted model, not a curated record. Gene Ontology annotation, biological process: iron-sulfur cluster assembly. Gene Ontology annotation, molecular function: protein binding. The transcript is spliced from 8 exons. Lineage: Eukaryota; Metazoa; Chordata; Amphibia; Anura; Bombinatoridae.
GUGAUCACUGCAGUCACGUGACUGCUGUGAUGUCAGAGUGUCCUUUAGAGGGAUAGAAUCUAGCCGCUACCGUGGGAGCACAGGAGGUUCUUUCCAGAAUGAAGGACUCUCUGACCCUGCUGUCUCGGGUUAAUGGCCACCCUGACUCCCGCUGCUGGUUUGUGGCAUGGAAUCCCUCAGGGACACUACUUGCUUCCUGUGGAGGGGAUCGUACUAUCCGGAUAUGGGGCAUGGAAGGAGACACAUGGGUUUGUAAGUCAGUCCUCGGCGAAGGACAUCAACGUACAGUACGUAAAGUAGCCUGGUCACCCUGCGGAAAUUACCUGGCAUCUGCCAGCUUUGAUGCCACAACUUGCAUUUGGAUGAAGAAAGAUGGAGAUUUUGAAUGUGUCACUACCUUGGAGGGACAUGAGAAUGAAGUGAAAUCUGUAGCUUGGGCACCUUCUGGAAGCCUUUUGGCAACCUGCAGCCGUGACAAAAGUGUUUGGGUGUGGGAAGUGGAUGAAGAGGAAGAGUAUGAGUGUGUCAGUGUGCUCAACUCACACACACAAGAUGUGAAGCAUGUUGUGUGGCACCCCAAUCAGGAGCUUUUAGCAUCUGCCAGUUAUGAUGACACAGUGAAGCUGUACCGUGAGGAGGAAGAUGAUUGGGUGUGCUGUGCCACCCUGGAGGGUCACACAUCCACCGUCUGGAGCCUUUCAUUUGACCAGAGUGGGGAUCAGCUGGCAACCAGCAGUGAUGACAAGACCGUGCGCAUCUGGAGGCAGCAGAAAGACGGCGAAGAACAAGGGGGUAGUAAUAAAAGUGAUCCCAACUGGAAAUGCGUAUGCACACUGACAGGAUACCACACCAGGACCAUUUAUGACGUGAACUGGAGCCACCUCACAGGUUCCAUUGCUACUGCUGCCUGCGGAGAUGAUGCAAUCAGGAUUUUUGAGGAAGACUCUGGCUCUGACCCUUUGCAGCCCAUAUUCUCUUUGACAGCUCACAUGCCUCAUGCCCACUCUCAAGAUGUUAAUUGUGUAGCAUGGGCAUCCUAAACAACCCGGGCUGUUGGCAUCAUGCAGUGAUGAUGGAGAAAUGGCAUUCUGGCAGUACCAGCGUCCAGAGUAACACUUCCCUUCUUCGGGUUAACAAUAGAUUAUCUAUAUAUAAUAUUGUCUAUGUAUAAAAUAUGUAAUCCCAGAUAUCAAUUUAACAUGGAAUUUGUGAGCUUCAAUUUAAAUAGAUUAUAUCCUGAGAUUCUAUGUAUUUAGAAUUUGAGUUAUCUAAAUGUAAAACUAAAAUAACAAACCAUGCAUUUUAAAGCAAAACAGGUAAAAAAUAAAAUAAAAUGUAAAAACAUGAUCAAUUUUUCUUCA